AUGGAAGCGCUUCACUCUUUGCCUCGGAACCCGGACGUUCCAAUGCGACAGCCAUCCGCGGAAGAUCUGGAUGCUGCGCAGCAGUUGAUCUCCUCCGCUCAAGCCGGUCGUGAACAUCUGGCAGACCACUAUCGGGAGGAUCAGAUAAAUCAAGGAAGUGGCCAACCUGGAUCAGAUCGAUGGGUUGGCCACUCUGAAAUCCCCGUGGACAAAUCAUCACCCAAAAGUCAAAAAGACACAGCUUUCCUAGGCCAUUCAUGCAGCAAUUGCGGUACGAAAAGCACUCCACUCUGGCGUCGCUCGCCGACGGGAGCGAUGAUCUGUAAUGCCUGCGGUCUAUAUCUCAAGGCUCGCAACGUUGCCCGCCCCACAAAACGAAAUCGCAUGCAAUCUGAGGGGGCCGAAAAGUUGCCGCCCCCGACUACCACACAUUCUGAAGGCUGUGGCUCAUCUGAGGGUGGUGGUUGCAAGGGAUCCUGUCCCGGUGGUGGAAGCUGCAAUGGUACUGGUGGUGCUGAGGGUUGCGAUGGAUGUCCAGCGUACAACAACCGCAUUUACAAGUCCGCUCCCCGAGGAACUGCCUCAAUUCAAUCUUCCUGGGGACGUCCCUCGGUGCAGGAACCUGAACCUGUACCGAAAGAGGAGCCAGCCGUUAAACCCCCUUCCGUUGAUGGAAACAACACCCUGGUCGCUUGUCAAAAUUGCAGUACAACUGUGACUCCUCUGUGGCGUCGUGACGAACAGGGCCACCCGAUCUGCAAUGCGUGUGGACUGUACUAUAAGCUGCAUGGAUGUUAUCGCCCCACUAACAUGAAGAAAUCCAUCAUCAAACGUCGCAAACGUGUUGUUCCCGCUCUACGAGAUCAGUCUCCUACCGCGGCCACCCUUUCAUCCAACGGCUCGUCCGCAUCCCCAGAAGCCUCGCCCGCUGCCCUGGCACAUGGCCACGACGAUCACUACCGUUACAUGAGCAGCGAGCCUGCGGAUCACUACCAAAUGAACUCCGGAAAGCCGGAGGACGUACCUCAACCCUUGCCUUUCGCACCGCCGCCGGUUGACUUCACCGGUUACAAUGCCCCCCUUGCACAUGGCAUUCCCAUUGCGCAUGGUCUUCCAAAGCCUUUGGGUGUAGAACGACUGGGACAUUCACCGGUGUCUCAAUACGGCCGACGAUCCGCAUCUCCCAACUCCAUCAAUCUUCCUAAAAAGCGAACCUUGGCCGAGACUGCCAUAGACGCAUUACCAGCACCUACCACCUUGGAAGGAGGAUCAAAUCAAUUGCCCCCAAUCAUGUCUUCCAUCAAUCCAACCCCUCCUGGUCGCCUCAGCUCUAUCUCGUCUAUUUUGAACCAAUCUGACGUUCGAAGCGAGUCGCGCACAGACCCCAACAUGGGUCGCCCUCAACACCUCCACCCAUCUGUCUCUCCUUCUCCUCAUCCGUCGCAGCAUCUCCCAGGCAUUGCAUCCUUGGGCGACUCGGUCGAUCGCCGUGCCCGUCUGGAACGCGAAGCUGAGCAGAUGCGCGAGAUGCUCAGGGCCAAGGAGCGUGAGUUGGCGGAGAUGAGACGAUAG
Molecule: messenger RNA, 1572 nt
Organism: Penicillium brevicompactum
Lineage: Eukaryota; Fungi; Ascomycota; Eurotiomycetes; Eurotiales; Aspergillaceae
Gene: sreA
Product: siderophore transcription factor SreA
Exons: 3
Coding region: 1-1572 (523 amino acids)
Biological process (GO): negative regulation of transcription by RNA polymerase II; positive regulation of transcription by RNA polymerase II
Molecular function (GO): RNA polymerase II cis-regulatory region sequence-specific DNA binding; zinc ion binding; DNA-binding transcription factor activity, RNA polymerase II-specific
Source: RefSeq, a predicted model, not a curated record